AGAAGUAUUACCAUAAUUUAAGUCCGCCAUGCUCACCCUUCUCCACCACUGUGGACGCACCCUCCUGACAGCCAGGACUCUUCAGACCGUGCAUCAAAGUCAUUAUUCUGCCCAGAUGGCUAAACGCGUGGCCGUGGUGCUGGCGGGAUGUGGAGUUUAUGAUGGAACUGAGAUCCACGAGGCCUCCGCAGUUUUGGUGCAUCUGAGCAGAGGAGGCGCAGCCGUGAACAUGUUUGCCCCCAACGUCGACCAGAUGCACGUGGUGAAUCAUAUGACAGGCGAACCGGCUCAGGACAAGAGAAAUGUGUUGGUGGAGAGCGCGAGGGUGGCCCGUGGAAAAAUCCAGGAUCUGUCUAAACUCAGCGUCAAAGACCACGAUGCUGUCAUAUUCCCAGGAGGUUUCGGUGCAGCGAAGAACCUCUGCUCCUGGGCAGUGCAGGGGAAGGACUGCUCUGUUAAUGACAUGGUCAAGGACACUCUGCAGGCCUUCCACAAAGAGGGUAAACCCAUCGGCCUCUGCUGCAUCUCACCCGUCCUGGCUGCCAAGGUGAUUCCUGGGUGCGAGGUCACCGUCGGAAUCGAAGCGGACGGCAAGUAUCCAAACACCGCUGACACGGCGGCGGCCAUCAACCAGCUGGGCUGCAAACACGUGAGCAAGAGCGUCGGCGAGAGCCACGUGGACGAGAAGAACAAGCUGGUCACCACCUCUGCCUUUAUGUGCGACGCUCCCAUCCACGAGAUAUUUGACGGGAUCGGCACGAUGGUGCGGGAUGUCCUGAAACUCGCUUGAUCUGACUGAGACUCAAGGCAGCGGAGACGUGGAAAUCAGGAUGCAGUGGACGUGAUCGUUUUGAAUAGGGUAGCAACAAAAGCACUUCCAGAUUCUCUUGAAUUAGUCGUAGUAAUUUUUCAUCUAUUCACUGGAUUAUAUUCUGAUGCAGUGGCUUCAGUCUUGCGACAUCAGUGUUGUGAUCAUUUUAGAGAAUCAACAGCACGUGGUGGCAUUGUACACAAAAAAAAUGCAAUAAAACGUAAAAAGUU
Messenger RNA from Mugil cephalus (flathead mullet), 1041 nucleotides. RefSeq lists its product as uncharacterized. The coding region runs from base 29 to 790 and encodes 253 amino acids. NCBI's taxonomy places the organism in Eukaryota, Metazoa, Chordata, Actinopteri, Mugiliformes, Mugilidae. The transcript has 4 exons. The record is from RefSeq and is a predicted model, not a curated record.